AUGGAACGACAACCUAAACCGAGUGGCAUCCCACGAUUGGCAUCCAGAUUGCCCUUGCCCACGUCCACGUUGAAACCGAUCAGACCUUCUCCCUCCCGAGAAAGAUUGCAGGCCGAUCCGGGGUUGGACCAUAACAGGUUACGAAGACCAUCCCAUGAGUCGUUGUUCAAGAAACCUCCGCCACGCCAUUCAACACCCACUAAACCUCGGGUCACGACAGCUCCGAAGCAAGACGAACCUCAAGCUGCAGCGGAUGAUGUAAAAAUUCCAGAAGAUGUGAGCGUGUCGGCGGAGGAAGAUGGCGCAUCGGCUCAAGAACCCCGCGGGCGCCUGCGCGAGGAGCGCCCAUCUUUGUCAGAGCGCACAAUGGAGACCAUAGCGCAGAUCCCGCCAUCCCCAGCGUCAGUCAGAAGGCAGUCCAGCUUUUUCAACGGGGCCAGCCCGAUACGUUCGCCGUCUCGAACGCCGUCGAACGUGUCUAGCUACUCGAGGUCACCAUCCAGAUCGUCUUCUAGCCAGCAGAAUGGCAACGAUUUGCUAGCGCAACCAGUAUCCAAACUUCGGCUUCCUUCUAGGUCGCGCAUGUCGACUGCUUCCUCUCUGUCAACAUUCAAUGCCGCGGAUGCGAAUGAGAGCCCUUCAAAAAUGAGGCAGUCAUCGGCAAGAAACAGUGUUGCAAUGGGAGAAAUUGCCAUAUCCGAGGCCGCAUCGCCGCUCAAAAAGCGUCCGUUGAAUCUGAGCGUGUCUGGAAGCAACAAGGACACGCCUGGAAAGAAUUCAACUCCUCGCCCCUCUCCGAACAAGACGUCUUCAAACACUCAAAAGUCAGAGAUGGGCCCUCCAGAGCGACCGCUCCAUGUACGGAAGACACGGAAGGCCAAACCAGGAUCGCCCUCGACUUUGAGAACUCCCUCGGCUGCUUCCCGAUAUGCGUCUACGUCUUCUCAUGCGCAGGACGAGCUUUCGCGGGAUCAACAGGCAGAGAGCGAAAACAGAAAGGUCUCCAAAUCGUCGAGCGCGCUCCGUGAAAGCAUUGCUAAAGCCAAAGCUGCGCGAAAGGCAGCGGCAGAGGGUGGAAAAUCUGCUCCUCAGGCCGCACCUGCCGAUCAGUUGGGAAGCGCUGAUAUCCAGGAUCCGUUCAAUCAGCUGCCCAAGGGAUCCAACCCUGGGGUCUUAAGGAAGCGCGUGGAGACGGCCCGCUCGACAGGCCUGCUGAAUAUUGCAGCUUUGUCUUUGACAGAGAUUCCAAAGGAAGUUUUGACGAUGUACGACUUUGAUCCUGACAGCUCUUCCAGCUGGUUCGAGAAUGUAGAUCUCGUCAAGUUUAUCGCCGCAGACAACGAGUUGGCUGAGGUAUCGGAUGCUACCUUUCCCGAUAUUGACCCUGAGAAUUUUGACCCGGACAGCGAUGAUCGGGGGUUGCAAUUUGGUGCAUUGGAAACCCUGGAUUUGCACGGCAAUGUGCUGCAAAGUCUGCCGAUGGGACUCAGGUGGUUGCAGCACUUACGCUCCCUCAAUUUGUCGCACAAUUCCUUGAGCAUGGAAAACAUCCAGGUUAUCAUAGAGAUCCCGUCUCUGACGGACUUGAAACUGGCGAAUAACCAAUUACAAGGGCCAUUGCCAUCCGCGAUCUGUGGACUCCGCGAUCUGGAGUCGUUGGAUCUUCGUGGAAAUGCUCUGACCGAGCUCCCUCAGCAACUAGCUGAAUUAACCUGUCUCAAGAUGUUGGAUGUGAGUGACAACCAACUUGUCACUCUGCCAUUUGAGGAAUUGAGCAAACUUCCUUUGAGAACACUCAACUGCCCAAAUAACAAGCUGGAAGGCACCCUUAUCCCGGCCUCGGUGGACCGCAUGGAGACAUUGCAAUCCCUGAACGUUGCCAACAAUGUGGUUGAGAAUUUCUCGGCGAAUGAAAUGCUUGCAUUUCCCAGUUUACACACUCUGCUGAUUGGCGUGAAUCGCAUUAAACAUCUACCUUGUGUGUCUUCAUGGCAAUCACUUUUGAUGCUCUCAGCCGAAGACAACAGCCUUGCAGAGCUCCCAUCUGGACUUGUGGAACUCAAGAAAAUUAAGACGGUCGAUUUCACAGGGAAUGAUAUCUCGCGCCUGGAUGAAAAACUUGGGUUCAUGGAAAGCCUUUCCACACUCCGAAUCGCCAACAACCCGCUCCGGGAGCGAAAGCUUCUGAGCAUGGACACCGAAGAAAUCAAACAGGACAUGCGAAACCGAUGUGAGCCUGAUCUUCAAGAUACAGAUGAUGAGGGCUCGGUGGCCACGCAAUUUACCCUCGCACCGGAGACCCCAACACCAGAUAGUGCCUGGCGCAUCAAGCCUGGAGGUGUCCUUGACCGAUCACACUCUGAUAUGACAGAUUUGGAGACCGAAAAAUUGGAGGUAACUUCCUUCCAAGAUAUCCGCUGCUUCUACCUGCAGCAUAACGAGCUGCGUUGCUUUCCAGUCCCAGCACUUGGAAUGCUUGCACAAGGUUUGGUGGAGCUUGAUCUGUCGCAUAAUCCAUUGAAUAGCUCUGACCUGGUUUCUUCAACGCUUGAAUUGCCCAAACUUCAGACGCUCACUUUGAACGCCGCCAGUCUGACAACACUUGAACCACUCAUGACCAAUCUGGCUGCUCCGUCACUGGCAUUCCUUGAUGUCUCCAACAAUCGUCUAACGGGCUCUCUGCCACGCAUUCGACAAAAGUACCCCGAAAUCAAGACGUUCCUGGCCUCUGAUAACCAGAUUUCUCGGCUUGAUUUUGAAGCCGUUCAAGGGCUGCAGGUUCUAGAUGUUGGUAAUAAUGACAUCGAUUUUCUUCCGCCAAAGAUCGGCUUGUUGGGAGCUGAACGCUCACCUCGGAACUGGGGUAAUGGAUCGGCCUUGAGACGAUUUGAGGUCGCAGGCAACCGAUUUCGUGUUCCUCGAUGGCAGGUAGUUGCCAAAGGAACGGAGGCUGUCCUGGAGUUCCUGAGAGAGCGAAUACCUACGGCGGAGCUCCCUGAGUGGGAAACCGAGAAUGAGCCCACUGCCGAAGAAUAUUGA
Penicillium alfredii is the source of this 3039-nucleotide messenger RNA. RefSeq lists its product as uncharacterized. The transcript has a single exon. The record is from RefSeq and is a predicted model, not a curated record. Gene Ontology annotation, cellular component: plasma membrane. The coding region runs from base 1 to 3039 and encodes 1012 amino acids. Gene Ontology annotation, biological process: hormone-mediated signaling pathway. Lineage: Eukaryota; Fungi; Ascomycota; Eurotiomycetes; Eurotiales; Aspergillaceae. Gene Ontology annotation, molecular function: protein binding.